CAACAACAGAGACUCAAAGAGGAACAGGGGGCCUCCUCCUCCCUUCAGGUCCCGGUGACCCGGACGCAGCAGACCGGUUGUUUUCCUUCCUGCUGGCCGGGCUGCAGAGCUCUGUCCCGGGAUGUCUGAGCACGGAGCCCCGCCGGGCUGCGGGCUCCGGAGCCUGACGGAGUCCGUGUCGGAGCAGCUGAGGCGGGUCGGGGAGGAGGUCCUGGCGCUGCUGGAGAAGCGGAGCGGCUCCGGGGGGUCUCGGGGCUCCGGGGGGUCUCGGGGCUCCGGGGGGCCCCGGGGCUCCGGGGGGGCCCGCCGCCUGCUGCUCCUGGUCCGGAGGCUGCUCCCCGAGCGGCUCGCCGCGGCGGCGGAGCGGGUCGUCGGGCUGCUGGAGCGGGAACUGGACCAGUCCCGGCGGCAGCUGGAGCGGCAGAGCCGGAUCCUGGAGGCCCUGCUGAGCCCCGCGGUCCGCCUGCACCGGACAGACGCCGUCAGGACGACCUGCGACCCGCCGCCUGGCCCCGCCCACACGGCCCCGCCGCCUGGCCCCGCCCACACGGCCCCGCUCAGCUCCGCCUCCUCCGACGCCUCUGCAGCCGGCAGCGCCGCCGGGCGGGGACGCCACGACUCCUCCAGCGAUAAAGAAACGAACGGGGGACGGCGGGCGGGUCACCGCUGCAUCGUCUGCGGGAAAAGUUUCCGCCACAGAGCGAAUCUGGUGAAACACGCCGAGACGCACGCCGACAGGACGCAGUGUGGCGUCUGCGGCGAACACGGCGAGUCCUCCGAGCGUUUGUUUGACCACCUGAAGUCCCACAGAGAACCUGGCGGCGGUGGCGGCGGCGGCGGCGGCGGCGGUGGCGGCGGUGGCAGCGGUGGCGGCGGCGGCGGGACGUGUGAGAUCUGCAGGAAGACGUUUCGGAACAUGGAGACACACAUGCGGAGUCACACGGGAGAGAAACCGUUCCGCUGCGACGCCUGCGGUAAGAGCUUCCCGCGGCCCGGAGCGCUGCGGCGCCACAAGAAGAUCCACAGCCGCACGCCGGCCGUGUGUCCGGUCUGCGGGCUGACCUUCCCCCACAGCCGCCUGCUGCAGGUCCACCUGAAGACCCACGAAGAGGACGCCGCCCCGGACGGCGCCCAGCCCGAGGCGCCGAAGAGAGGUGGCGGGCGGGCGCCGGCGUCCUCGCCGUGCUGCAGAGUGUGCGGCGACUCGUUCCACAGCCGAGGCUUCCUGAGGAAACACGCCGAGACGCACUGCAGGGACGCUCGUGGCGUCUGCGGCGUCUGCGGGCAGCAGCUGGACGCGCCGGACGCCAUGCUGACUCACCUGCGGUCCCACAGAGAGGCGGGCGGGACCUGCGGCGUCUGCCGGAAGACGUUCCAGAACAUGGAGACGCACAUGCGGAGCCACACGGGGAUCAAACCGUACCGCUGCGCCGUCUGCAACAAGCGCUUCCCCCGGCCCGGAGCGCUGCGCCGCCACAAGAAGAUCCACAGCGGCGAGCGGCCACACGCCUGCCAGCGCUGCGGGAAGACGUUCAUCGAGAGCAGCGCCUUAAAGACGCACAUCAGGAGUCACUCCGCCGAGGACGCCGCGCCACCACCACCGGACCCUCAGAGCCUGACGGAGACGGAGGAGAGUCGGCGUGGCGCCGAGGACGCCACGGCGUCCGGCCAGACGUCUCACUGCUGUCAGGUCUGCGGAGAGUCUUUUCAGAGUAGAGGAAGUCUGAGGAAACACGCCAAGAGUCACUCGGCGGCGUCCGUCUGCGGCAUCUGCGGUGAAAGUUUCCCGCCGUCCGAGACCCUGACGGACCACCUGCAGACGCACCGAGACGCCGCCAAAAUCUGUCACAUCUGCGGUAAAACCUACCAGAACAUCGAGACGCACAUGCGGAGCCACACCGGCGUGAAACCGUACCGCUGCCCCGUCUGCGGGAAGUCUUUCCCCCGGCCCGGCGCCCUGCGGCGCCACAAGAGGAUCCACAGCGGCGAGCGGCCGUACAUCUGCGAGUUCUGCGGCAAGACGUUCAUCGAUAACGGCGCCCUGAAGACGCACGUCAGGAACCACACGGGGGACAACCCGGCGCAGCGCGUCUCCUGCGAGACCUGCGGGAAGAGCCUGGCGUCCGUCCACGUCCUGGAGGUCCACAAACGGAUCCACACCGGCGAGAAGCCGUUCCUCUGCCGCGUCUGCGGGAAAGCCUUCAGGCAGGUGGGAGGGCUGAACGCCCACACGCUGACGCACACCGGCGAGAAGCCGUUCAGGUGCGGCCUCUGCACCAAGAGCUUCAGCACCAAAGGUUACCUGGAGACGCACGUCCGCUUCCACCGCGAGGAGCGCGCCUUCAGCUGCUCGCUGUGCUGGAAGGCCUUCGUCACCAAGAACGACCUGAAGAAACACCUGCUGACGCACAGCGGGGAGAAACCCUUCGGCUGCCGCGUCUGCGGGAAGAGCUACCAGGAGAAACGCUCCCGGGACGCCCACAUGAAGGUCCACCUGGACGCCCGGGAGCCAAUCAGGAAGCAGGACGGCCAGGAGCCAAUCAGGAGGCAGGACGGCCAGGAGCCAAUCAGGAGGCAGGACGGCCAGGAGCCAAUCAGGAGGCAGGACGGCCAGGAGCCAAUCAGGAGGCAGGACGGCCAGGAGCCAAUCAGGAGGCAGGACGGCCAGGAGCCAAUCAGGAGGCAGGACGGCCAGGAGCCAAUCAGGAGGCAGGAUGGCCAGGAGCCAAUCAGGAGGCAGGACGUCCCGCCGCCUAACUUCAUCCAGCUGUAGACUGAAUCCCAGAGCGGUUUUUACAGCUCCGUUUACUGGUUCUAACAGUUUUUUUUACUGGUUUUACUUUUAAAAACUUUUUUUUUUACUGGUUUUACUUUUUAAAACUUUAUUACUGGUUUUACUUUUUAAAACUUUUUUACUGGUUUUAACUAGCUUUACUGGUUUUUAACUGGUUUAACUGGUUCUUUUUACUGGUUUUACUGUUUUUUACUGGUUUUUAACUGGUUUAAAUAGUUUUAAUGGUUUUACUGGUUUUAAAUGGUUUUUACAGUUUUUUCAAACUGGUUUUACUGGUCACUUGGUUCCUUCAGACUGAUGUUUCACACAAACUUUUUAUUUAAAAAACAUGAACUCAUAUUUCCAGAUGAUUUCCAGCUGAAACGUUUUAUUAUUUUUUUAUUAUCUGUUUGUUUUCAGUUCGUAAGUAAAUAUUUAUUCUAUCUGUUACUUUAUUCUGAAAACAGUCUGUGAUCCUCCUCUGGCUUUAUAUUUUGUAUUUUAUGUUUUUAUUGAUCAAAUGUUUUUCUGAUAUUUUUUGAGGAAGUUCAGGAAAAAUAAAUCAAUUUCUUCCAAAAGAUAACAAGUUUGUUUUCCUCCAUUAGGCUGUAAAAUGUUAUUAUAUAAAAUAAAUAAACAAUAAUAAUUCAAGCUGCGAGCUGCGUUUAACGGGUUACUUCCUGUCGCCAACAGGGGGCGCUAUGACUUUGUGUGAAUAUUGAUGUUUGGCUGUUUAAAGGCUUCUCAUCACACAUGACACAUUUGGGUCAGAUUUGACAAUGUAUACUCAACUUCCUGUACAUGGCGAGUACUACAAAGGCACCACGAUGCCACGCCCACAUACGUUAAAAAAUAAAAAUUCUGUAAAUAUCGUUUAAUCACAGAAGUCUUAAGAUGAUACUGACCAAGUUUAAAGUGAGUUAAAGAACAGAGCCUGGAAAUGGCCCAAGAUAACCUCAAUUUACUCAUUCAAUUCAAGAUGGCCGACUUCCUGUUGGGUUUAAGGUACGAGUCCAAGACGCUUUUCUGAACGUCGACUCAUGCUGCAUCUGUGUUCCCAAUUCAGUUUCUCUUCAUUCAUUCAAUAUAUUCAAAGAUUC
This is a messenger RNA of Centropristis striata (black sea bass), 3873 nucleotides long. RefSeq names its product zinc finger protein 791-like. The coding region runs from base 122 to 2773 and encodes 883 amino acids. The transcript is spliced from 3 exons. NCBI's taxonomy places the organism in Eukaryota, Metazoa, Chordata, Actinopteri, Perciformes, Serranidae. The record is from RefSeq and is a predicted model, not a curated record.